GCCAUCAAGAUCUAUUGCUAUAUGAAUGCUUGUGGCAGCUUGCUGCACUAUCUCUAUCAAUGGAGCAUUUGUGUGCGAGUGCGUGAAUUGUUAAACCAGACGGCAAUCUUUGCAGUCAUCAACUACUUUGAUGUUACUGUGUUGUCCAUGGCUCGCCACAUGGCGCCGGUCUUCGUAAAGAUCUUUAUUUUUCCACUGGCGAUGCAUGUCACUUUGUUGCUUUACCAUCAGCAUCUGCAACAGCAACAUUCCCAACUCAGUUGGCUAACCACGAGCACCACAAUGUUGCCCAUCAUUGCGGGGAGUCAGUUGAACAAUUGUUACUUUUGCAGCAUUGUCAUAAGCAAGGCAAUCUUCAAGCAGAUAAAUGUGUUGCUUGCCGAGAUGCUAACCGAAGUCAACAGAUUGCAAACUCCGGCAGAGAUGUCACUUCAUAAGCCCUUCUAUCGCAUGCAACGCUUCUGUGAUUUAGCGGAUCGUUUGGAUGAGUUAGCUGGCAAAUAUGCUCUAGUUAACGAUUAUUGCCAGGGACUCUUGCAAUUUGGCUGCUUCUCGGUUGUCACCACCAUGUCCAUUAAUUUGUGCAACACAACUCUGGGCUGUUAUGUGCAGUAUCAGGCUUUUGUGGACACCAUAAUGUUGGAGAAACCUUAUGACAUCGCCCAGGCGGUGGCUCAUUUUGUGUUUCUGGUUCUGCCCUUUUUGGAAAUCCUUCUCGUAGCCAACGAAACGCAGCUGCUAAUCGAUGAAGCUAGGAAAGCGGGCUAUUUGUUACAGCGCAUGAAUUUGGAGCACGCGGAUGUGCGAUUCAAGCAAGAAGUGGAUUUGUUUUGGCUUGAAGUGCGCACAGUUGAGUUUAAGCUGAUGCCCAUGGGUUUCCUGGAGCUGGAUGGAUCGAUUGUCAAUAAGAUGUACUCGACAGUUGCCGGAUUCUUAUUGUUUCUUAUACAAAAUGACCUCACAGUGAGAUUUUCAUUAAAAUAAUUUGCUACUAGAGUACAAAACAAGUAAGAAAGCUACAGUCAAGUGUGGGAUAUCAGUAACCCAUUAUAUUCUAAUUCUAAAAUAUACC
Drosophila nasuta is the source of this 1072-nucleotide messenger RNA. RefSeq names its product putative gustatory receptor 97a. Bases 22 to 984 code for a protein of 320 amino acids. The transcript has 2 exons. The record is from RefSeq and is a predicted model, not a curated record. NCBI's taxonomy places the organism in Eukaryota, Metazoa, Arthropoda, Insecta, Diptera, Drosophilidae. Gene Ontology annotation, biological process: sensory perception of taste. Gene Ontology annotation, cellular component: membrane.